AUGAGUGCAAACGCCUCCACGGUGCCUGAGUUCACUCUCGCGGGCUCCUCCCGCCGGGCUCAGCCCCAGGGCUUGCUCUUCUCCUUCUUUCUCGCGGCCUCCGUGCUCACCGUGGCUGGCAACCUGCUCGUCGUGGCGCUGGUCUCAGCGGCCGCUGCCCUCCAGUCCCCCGUGUACUUCUUCCUGCGGACCCCCUCGGCCCUGGAGAUUAGCUACACGUCUGUCACCCUGCCCCUGCUGCUUCACCAGCUCCGCACCGGUCAGCGCCACAUCCCUCGCUCUGGCUGUGCUCUCCAGAUGUUCUUCUUUCUCUUUGUCGGUGCCACAGAGUGUUGCCUCCUGGCUGCCAUGGCCUAUGACCGCUAUGCAGCCAUAUGCGCACCCCUCCGUUACCCUCUGCUGCUGAGCCGUCGGAAGUGCCUGGGGCUGGCCGGCUCAGCGUGGGCCUGCGGAGCUAUGGUGGGCCCGGGCCACACUUCCUUCAUCUUCUCCUUGCCCUGCUGUGGCCCCAACACCAUCCCGCACUUCUUAUGUGAGAUCCAGCCCGUGCUGCAGCUGGUAGCAUGCGGAGACACCUCCCUCAAUGAACUGCAGGUUAUCCUGGCCGCUGCGCUCCUCAUCCUCUGCCCCUUCGGUCUCAUCCUGGGCUCCUACAGGCGCAUCCUGGCUACUGUCUCCCGGAUCCCUUCUGCUGCUGGCCGCCGCAAGGCCUUCUCCACCUGCUCCUCACACCUGGUGGUGGUCUCCGUCUUCUACGGCACUGCCGUCUUUACCUACAUUCGCCCCAAGGCCGGCUACGAUCCCGCCACUGACCCUCUGGUCUCCCUCUUCUAUGCCGUUGUCACCCCCAUCCUCAAUCCCAUCAUCUAUAGCCUAUGGAACACUGAUGUCAAGGCUGCCCUAAGGAGAACCAUCCAGAAGAUGGGCCCAGCGAAGAUUUGACAAAGGAUGAUGACUCCUACUACUAGCCAGCUGUAAAUCAC
Molecule: messenger RNA, 983 nt
Organism: Camelus dromedarius (Arabian camel)
Lineage: Eukaryota; Metazoa; Chordata; Mammalia; Artiodactyla; Camelidae
Product: olfactory receptor 10C1
Biological process (GO): G protein-coupled receptor signaling pathway
Cellular component (GO): membrane
Molecular function (GO): olfactory receptor activity; G protein-coupled receptor activity
Source: RefSeq, a predicted model, not a curated record